Chara braunii is the source of this 1340-nucleotide messenger RNA. The record is from the annotation of a GenBank genome assembly. Lineage: Eukaryota; Viridiplantae; Streptophyta; Charophyceae; Charales; Characeae.
AGCUAGGGAAGCUCAGCGUGCAUGAAAUGGUGCAGUUAGUGAAGUGCGACUGCAUGCUGGUGCGGUUAUGGAAUUACUACCAAUUCAACCAUGAGAAGAUGACAGAUUCAGAUUGGAUCAAGACGUACCCUUUCCUAAAAGAAAAGUCUGCAAUCUUCAAAGAGUUCGACAAGCUUGCGUUGGACGAUGAUUCGCGGGAUGACAGCAAAAUAAAUGUUUAUGACUCCAGAGUGUUCAAGGAUUGUCCGCCGUACAUGGACUGCGAUGACGACCGAACGAUUGAGGCCACGAAAACGUUGGUCGGCCACAAGAAGUUAUCCCUUGACUGGAAGAACAAGGUUCACUCCGUGUUGACUGGUUGUAGACCGAAGAGUAGGGAGAUCGCACUUGCCGAAGGCAUUGUGAACAUACUAUGGAAAGACAUGGGGAGCGUGACAUCCAUUGCACCGUUCCACAACGAUCCUUUGGAGGCGGAGACGAGGAGCGCCGAGUUAAAGGGGGCGGUGGCUACCAGAAAGAGCCACACGUUCGUUCGUGACAUGUCGUUCAAAUCGAGUGAGAGGAAGAGAACCAAGAUAUACGACUUCUUGUUCCUCGAAAUGAGGUCGACGAAGGACACUGAUGCCGAGUACAUGUGCCCCAAGGACCACAUGUACGCGUUGUUGGACAACUACCACUUCACGUCCCGCAAGAACGUGAAGACCUUCCUCGGCAGGCUAGAGUCCUUGUACUUCGUCGAGUCUGAGGAGGAAUUGAAGGUCGGCAGUUACGGCAGCUUAAUCUCCACGGACGACGAGGUGGCCACCGGUACCGAGUUCAACACCAACGGGAAGGAGAAGGAGAGCGACACCGAGAGCAUUGACCUACGUGGUGUUGUGUGGGAGCGAAAUGCGUCGCCAGUGGGGGAGCGACGACCACUAGGGUUGAGGCGAGAGGGUGCAAGUGGAGCGCCCGACGACAUGGAGACGAUGAAGUCCGCCGGGAUCCGAGGAAGGGGAAGUAGGGACGGAGGGAAGGAAGGGGAGGAAGGGGAGGAAGGGGAGGAAGGGGAGGAAGGGGGAAAAGGGGAGGAAGGAGAUGAAGGAGAGGAAGGGGGAGAAAAGGAGAUGAUUAAAUUGCUUGAAGGAAAAGAGGGAGACAACGGAAAAGUGGAUAUUAAAAACAACAAAGGGGAGGACAGUGAGGACGAUGCCACCUCUGGAGAGUCUUCUGACGAGUUCGGGCAACUGUACGAAGAGCAUCACGGGGAUAUAUCAAUGACGAUGCAAUGACAAUGGAGAUGGAGUCGCAUGUGGUCAGCAGCCUUUUAGCAGAAUAAGAUGACUAUGACAUUCAACCGC